AUGUUCCACCACUCGAAAAAGACCAACGAAAACGACCUGAAAUUCGAUAUUGCGGCCCCUCCAAACUGGACAUACGCACCAGGGGAAACUAUCAUCGGCAAUUUAGUACGCAGUGCCGGGAUUGUUAGCGCGCAAGCAACCGUCACCCUAGAGUUCAGCGGUCGCGCCAACGCUGAAAUCGACGAGGAGAGAGGGGGAAGGAAGCAUCACAUUAAUCAUACGCAUUCUGUUCCUUUAAUCAACGAAGAGAAACAGGUCCUCCGCCGUGGGCCUCUCCAUCUAUCAUCCGACAGUGAAGAGAAGCUUUGCUGGCCAUUCUCUGGUGAAAAUUCCGAUUACGCCGGACCGAAGACAGAUUUCGCCGCCAGGCCUCAGGCUUUGUGCCUCUUAACUGGUCAGAUCAUCCCGGUCACCAGGUCUUACCUGGAACAUUCGUGUCGUCCUGUGCAUACGGCGUGA
Molecule: messenger RNA, 459 nt
Organism: Penicillium lagena
Lineage: Eukaryota; Fungi; Ascomycota; Eurotiomycetes; Eurotiales; Aspergillaceae
Exons: 1
Coding region: 1-459 (152 amino acids)
Source: RefSeq, a predicted model, not a curated record